Messenger RNA from Phaeodactylum tricornutum CCAP 1055/1, 513 nucleotides. RefSeq lists its product with no specific name. The record is from RefSeq and is a predicted model, not a curated record. The coding region runs from base 1 to 513 and encodes 170 amino acids. NCBI's taxonomy places the organism in Eukaryota, Bacillariophyta, Bacillariophyceae, Surirellales, Neidiaceae. The transcript has a single exon.
AUGUCCAUGUUGUCCCUGCUACAUGCCUCAGCUAUCUGGUCCGUUGACGGUCGGGUACCCCAGAAUCUGCGAGUGCGCAAACCUGCUCUAGAAGGAAUACCUAUGGUAAUCGAUACCAAAUCCUUAAACGACAGUGUACCUGCUGGCACAGACGACCACAAUGACUGCACUCGCCGAGCCUUGGCCCAACUCGGCAAGAUUAAUGCUGAUUUAGAGGACACCUAUGGCGGCUUCCAGCUCAAAUACUGGAUUAUUUUUGGGGCCUCUCUCCUCUUUUUGGUAUGCUGCUGUACUGGCUGCGUUUUUUGGCGUUGCCGCCGACGUCGUGGAAAAGAAACGAAUGCGGUCAAGCAGAAUAGUGGCAAGUCAGACGGUGAUGGUGAAAAGAGUAGCACCAUGGUUACUAGAAACAAUUCAGGUCACACGUCCACUACCCAAGAUACUCCGGAUACGGACCGCCCCAAUGCCUGGGCUAAUGCCCAUAGCAACCAUAGUAUGAGCGUCAUCUACUAA